Microthlaspi erraticum is the source of this 381-nucleotide messenger RNA. The record is from the annotation of a GenBank genome assembly. Lineage: Eukaryota; Viridiplantae; Streptophyta; Magnoliopsida; Brassicales; Brassicaceae.
AUGAGCGGCCGAUUUAGACAGGCGGCGGCUCCGUUCAGUUUUGCUACGGUGGUGACUUGGUUUAGAAUAGAGGCGGCGGUUUUUCUCUGCGUCUUUGAUAUGUCUGUGGAGAUGUUUCUUGUGAUGUGCAGGCCCGAGAUUGUGGCCGGAGGCGGUUCUCCGGCUGCCCAUAGAAGCUCCUUUACCGCCAGAUGUGGGAAUGCUCGUGGCAACAACGAUGAGUACUCAAGCUCUUUGGAGCUUUGGCAACAAUACAAAUUUCCGAGCUCUGCGUUUGGAAUCGGUGUUUCUCCUCCAGGGAUCUGCUUGGUUUGCUUGAUGUGUGUCUUCCUUGUCGUUUGGUUGGCUCUUUGUUUCACUGUUAUUUUCAAGCUUUUCUAG